Botrytis fragariae is the source of this 774-nucleotide messenger RNA. Its product is annotated as putative pre-rrna-processing protein pno1 protein. The record is from RefSeq and is a predicted model, not a curated record. The coding region runs from base 1 to 774 and encodes 257 amino acids. The transcript is spliced from 3 exons. Lineage: Eukaryota; Fungi; Ascomycota; Leotiomycetes; Helotiales; Sclerotiniaceae. Gene Ontology annotation, molecular function: RNA binding. Gene Ontology annotation, cellular component: nucleolus.
AUGCCUGCACCCACAGCUUUGUUGAGAAGACCAGAAGAGCUUGCUGAAGCUACUAACGUGCCAGCACCCGAUCAAAAUCAAGAUGACGAAUUCUUAUUAGAUGCACCAGAAGUUACUUCUGCAGAUCUGGAUACCAUUUUGCCUCCAGCCACCGACAAUAGCGAAAUGCACAUUGAUGAAGAAGGACGACCCCGAUUUGCACCAGCCAAGAAUAUUGACCCAGCAACCCGAGUCGAAACUCGAAAAGUUCCCAUUCCUCCACACCGAAUGACACCUCUCAAAGCCGCCUGGCCUAAGAUCUACCCUCCUCUCGUCGAGCAUCUCAAACUCCAAGUCCGCAUGAAUAUCAAAAAUAAAGCCGUUGAACUCCGUACCUCCAAACACACUACCGAUACUGGAUCUUUACAAAAGGGCGAGGAUUUCGUCAAGGCCUUUUCGUUAGGUUUUGAUGUCGAUGAUGCUAUUGCAUUAUUACGACUUGACGAUCUUUACAUUCAGACUUUUGAGAUUAAGGAUGUAAAGACACUGCAAGGUGAGCAUUUGGGAAGAGCCAUCGGCCGUAUCGCAGGCAAAGAUGGAAAGACCAAAUUUGCAAUUGAGAAUGCGAGUCGCACAAGAGUGGUUCUUGCAGAUAGCAAAAUCCACAUUUUGGGAGGCUUCAAGAAUAUCCACAUUGCGAGAGAGGCCAUUGUUAGUCUGAUUUUGGGUAGCCCACCUGGAAAGGUUUACGGCAAUUUAAGAACUGUUGCUAGCAGAAUGAAGGAGAGAUUUUAA